Dermacentor silvarum is the source of this 3917-nucleotide messenger RNA. Its product is annotated as transmembrane protein 135. Lineage: Eukaryota; Metazoa; Arthropoda; Arachnida; Ixodida; Ixodidae. The transcript has 11 exons. The record is from RefSeq and is a predicted model, not a curated record. Bases 250 to 1740 code for a protein of 496 amino acids.
AAGCGGAACUCCAGCGGACAACACCGCCCGCUCGCCCCGCUUUCUUGUCCGCACAUUUCGAAGGCGGCACAUCUCUCGCCCGGCUGCACCCCCGCCGCACUCCGGAGCUCGGCGGCGAAGUUACACUCUAGCGUAACCUUUUACAUUCCGCUCUCAAACGCGGCGGCACUCCCACCAAAUGGUGCCGCGGCUGUUUUGACUCGGAAACAGGGUCUCGCGCGCGCGCGUGCGUGCCUUCAUCGCCGCAGCAUGGCUGUGUUCAGCAAGUACGCUCAGCUGCUGGACUACCACCUGCCGUACAACUGCUACGAGAUCGGCCACACGUGGACUCCGUACUGCGCCGAGGCAUCCGUCUACGUCGGUCUGCACGCGUUCAAGGAGUCGCUCAAGAUCUACCUCCCACUGUAUGCGGCGUCCCUCGUGUACAGCAAGCGCUACGAUGGCAACACCAUCAAACGCACGCUCCGGUCCGUCCUCAUCUCAUCUUUCUUCCUGAGCUUCAACGCGUUCGCCUUCAUCGCUGUCUUCUGCUCACUCAGGAAGCUGGUGGGCCGGUUCAAUUUCCUGAAUGCGUCGUACCUGCCGGGUUUCCUGGCAAGCCUCAUGGCCAUCCUACUUGAGCGCAAGAGCAGGAGGCAAGCGCUGGCAAUAUACGUCUGCAACAUUGCCUCGGAGACCAUUUUCCGCAUGAGGGUCUCCCGAAACGAGAUCCGGCCGAUCAAGCAUGGCGAGGUCAUCCUGUUCAGCGUCGCGUCCGCGCUGUUCCUGUACGUGAUCCGGCGCAGCGGCUUCUCCAACGACCCCGUGAGCCGGGCCUUCCAGUUCAUCGUGGGUCGCGAGGAAGUGCUGUCGUCCGGCGGCAGUUCGUGCUCCUCCCACACGCCCAGCUCGACGGGCAGCUCGCCCACGCCGCCCAUCCUGCGGGCGGGGGUGGACAGUCCUCCCGAGGACCUCGCCGGCCGCGGCGAGGCCCACGAGAAGGCCUGGCAGCUCGUCGACUACGCGUCUCGACUGCUCGACGACCAAGGGUCGUGGACGCAGAAGAGGCUCGCCGCGCUCGGACUGAACGCCAGGCACUGGUCCUGCGGUCACAAGCGGGGAUGCGCGGCGCACGUCUUUCAGGGUUUCAUGCGCCCCUUCAUGCUGGGCUGUGGCCUGCGGCUGCUGUUUCGGCUGGUGGCCGCGAGGCGUCGCUUGGCGCAGGACGUGAGCUGCAUCUACCCUGUGCUCUUCCGGCGGAGCAACCUCUGGUUGGGCGCAUUCCUCGGCUCCUUCGCCGGCAUCUACAGGCUGGUAAGCUGCCUGCUGCGAUGGAGCGGCGACGGUCGCAGCGACUGGCACGCCCUGCCGGCUGGUCUUCUGGCAGGACUCUCCAUGUUCUGGUACCCCAGUCCCAGUAUUGCACUCUACCUAGUCUGGAAGCUCGUCGAGAACGUCUACAUGGCAGGGAUGGACAAAGGCGUUCUUCCGUGCGUCCCCAACUCACCCGUUCUUCUCUACUCUGUCUCUUGCGCGGUGCUGUUUUACGCGGCGGUCUUCGAGCCACACAAUCUCAGGCCGACAUAUUGGACUUUCCUCAACAGGCUGUCAUCAGGCAGAUUUUCGCUGCUGAACCGUCACGUAUACGACAUGUUCGGGGUGCACUCGUCCAAGCUCUUCGAGGACUUUUGGCCCAAGCUGGACCUGAAGUUCACCACGCGCAAGUUCCAAGAGUCGGUCCUCGUCUGGGUGCCCUUCUGACGUGUCCAGUAUAGUGCGGCGCCGGAGACAGGAGAGGAAAAAAGAAGUGUGAUACGGCGGGAACUGUGUUUUUAGCCGAUUUUUUUGUAUAGCAAAGCGCGAAGCCUCCAACGCAAGUUGCAGCUCUUCGGGAGUUUGGAAGUGCCAAACGCGUUUCCCGUAUGUGAAACGUUUUACGGACGCUUUCCCUCCUGGACCAUUUUGAGGACUGUUCUGUUGGCUCCUCCGCGACGUAUCCUUGCCCCCGCCAAUCCCCCACUCUCUCCACAAUAACGGCAGCCAGAACAUCAGUGAACUGCAGCUUGCAAUGUUCCUGUGUGUUGCAGAUGACAAACGGGUAAUGAACAGAAGAAAGAACUAUCUAUUGACAAGCUGUAUACAAUUAAAAAAAAUUUUUUAUUGUCGAUGCUAACAAGUUUUGAAUCUGGGCUAUUUGCCGCACAUUAAUUGGAUUGCUUAACACUGAAUAGCUUUAAACGAGGACACCAUAGAGCCUUCUUCUGUUUCAAGUCAUGCUUGCCAAAUUUGUUCCGCACCCUGGGCUCCUGUGAUGCUCCGAAUCAAAAUGUCCGUUGCAACACGAGAGCUACAGGCGUCGCGCAGUCUUUGAAUACCUUCUGAUAUAAACAUGUCGACUCACCAUGGCACCUAACAUUCUCGAGAAAAAAAAAAUCGAGUCGGCCACGUUAAUAUAAGGAUACUGGGCUGUAGUGCCAAUUUAGGAACGUUUUGUAGAAGCCUUGUAUAAUUUUGUAGAAGCCUUAAUUUGAAGUCAGUAUUGCGUAAAGACCCACCACUGGAAGCUGCGAUACAAUCUGAAGGAAUUAUUUAAUUUCAAAAGUAUAGGCCCACUCACUGACAGGACCCGUCAAACCCAGCUCUCUCUCUCUCUCUCUCUCUGUGUGUGUGUGUACAUAUAUAUAGUGGUUGCCUGGCGCCGUUUUUUCUGUUUUGGAUAGAACCAGCGUUGGAUUAUUUUUAUGUAUAUUUUUCAAACUGUAAAACGUACCUGUGCGUAUGUAUCUGCAUUGCUCCGUUCCACGUACGCAAAUGUAUAUCUGUGCCCCGUCCACUUUGUUCCGUUUGGUUAGCUUCACACGCACGCAGAGCUUUGAGUGCGUGCGUGUGAAGUCCCCCCCAAGUUCGGUCAUGACCUCUGAGACCCCCCACGCACGCUGCGCCCGAGAUCUCUGAGGCCAUGGUUUGGGGGCAGUGCAAGUGCCGCGGGCGACUGUAAACGGUCAAAAAAAUAAUAAUAAAGUAAUCGUGCCAACCUUCGAAACAUUUAGGACUAGACCUUGGAGUGGACCAAAAAAGCUGCGAAGUGCGGGUAGUGCAGUCAUAAACAAGACGUUAGCAGCAGUACGGCUAGCCUUGUGAAGCUGAGUUCAUACCAGAACUACUAGACUGCCGCCAUCGCUAUAUGUUCAUUUAACGCUCGCAUCAAAUCAUCGGCAGCUGCAUAACGUAUAGGGGUUGCAGCGUUCACAAGGCUUCGAUCGCUACCGUCAGCAGUCAGUGCUGCUUUUGUAUCAUGUGUUCCGGUAUCCCGUAAACGGUACCACUCCCCUAUAGUACUAGUACGUGUACACACGGGUUAUCGAUUGAUCCAUUGUGGCGUUUGUUACCACAAGGCUUAUACUAAACGUGACAGGGUAUGUACCAGGCGCUUCGUUUGCGCGUUCCUCUGCAUCGUGCGUUGCUUGUCUUGUGGUGAUAAACGCGGCAAUGGAGAUACAUGUAUCCACAGACUACGCAAAUGGUACUACACAGCUUUGUCCGCUAUCCACGAGCAAAUGACGGUACGGGGUAAUAAGCCGCGCUUGAAACUGCGUGUAGUUUUACAGGGUUCCAAUUUAACGACGCGCUCUGUAGAAACGUGAGCACACAAUUUUUUUCUGUUUGUAAAUUUUACCAAGUUCUGCAUCACGAUAAACGCAGCUUUCAGAUUAUUUUAUACGCACUGAGCAAAAAACGUCGUUUUGUAUAUAUAUACGAGGGAAAAUAAAAUUGUACAUAACCGAUUUCUGCAAGUUUCAGUGACUUAAUUGCUGAAUGUUACUGUGGCUCUUACGUGUUUAUUUUAGAAGUCGAAGGGCAAAAUGUGGCGAUAUUUGGUCAUAUCUGCCGCUGAUAUCAAUAUCAUUACCUUCACGUUUCCCUGGCGAAAGACGUAC